UGAGCCAACACCCAAGUGGGACAGUGAAGGAGCUUGAGAUGAAGAAGGGGAGUCUGUGAGUUCACCACUGCCUGUCUGAAAGGGCAAACAGAAAGCGGCAGACAGUAGAUGAAACAGAAGACGCCCGUGCCUACAAAGAAGGUUCCAAGGAGCCCAGUUGGACCACAGCCAGGAUGAUGAUGUUUGAUACUUGCAAGGAGCCAGACCUGGGCAUUGUCUAUGGGGAACCCAUCAGGCCAAAGCCCAUCAUUCAUAAGAGAACGGAAGGUCAGAAGAAAGCCCACCCAGUCGAGGAGGAGGAGGAUGUGCCCCUUUUUCGUGGGGAAAGUUUCAGAGCCUCCUGGGAAAUCACGGUACAGACAAUUCCUGGUGCUGCUGAGGAGCAGGAUGUGUGCAUUGUAGGUGAGGAAAACAUCUGGCAGUUCCCCCAUACCAGCGAGAGAAAGGCAUGUUUGCAGGAAACCCACUCAGUGGAGGGUCCCGUUCACAGCAAACUAGACUCCAGUGUCCCCAGUGAACCUCCAGCCCAGGCUGUUGUUGAUGCUGCUAAGGGACAAGACGUCUGCAUUGUGUAUGAGAAAGGUGUCCUACGAAAGCCCACCGUCCGUAUCAGAACUGGGUAUCCUGAGGAAGAAGACUCAGAGGAGGAUAUAGAUAUGCCUAUUCCUGGCAGAGGAGAUUGGAAAGGGCCCAGUGAAUCCACCUUCCAACCCGCUCUUGUUGCCACCAAGGAACAAGACUCCUGCAUUGGGUAUGAGGAAAUGGUUAGUCAGAAGCCCGUUUUUCAAGGAAGGGCCCCCAAUGAAGCCACAGCUCAGGGAGGUAUGGAUACUGGUAAGUAG
Lacerta agilis (Sand lizard) is the source of this 842-nucleotide messenger RNA. RefSeq lists its product as uncharacterized. The record is from RefSeq and is a predicted model, not a curated record. The transcript has 2 exons. Lineage: Eukaryota; Metazoa; Chordata; Lepidosauria; Squamata; Lacertidae. Bases 174 to 842 code for a protein of 222 amino acids.